Messenger RNA from Tribolium madens (black flour beetle), 2651 nucleotides. It is a transcript of the gene CenB1A, whose product is annotated as arf-GAP with coiled-coil, ANK repeat and PH domain-containing protein 2. The coding region runs from base 140 to 2470 and encodes 776 amino acids. NCBI's taxonomy places the organism in Eukaryota, Metazoa, Arthropoda, Insecta, Coleoptera, Tenebrionidae. The transcript is spliced from 12 exons. The record is from RefSeq and is a predicted model, not a curated record. Gene Ontology annotation, molecular function: protein binding; GTPase activator activity. Gene Ontology annotation, cellular component: cytoplasm.
GGAAAUGUGGGGUGAUUAUUUCUGUCAUGUUGGCACCCCGUGUUUUUGACGUUUGACGUCCACAAUAACAAUAAAGAAAGUGGGUUGUUUGAUGACUCAAAAUAGUGUUAUGACCACUUAAUCGGUCGUGUUUGUGAAAAUGGUGGGUAAAAUCGACCCGGAAGAGUGUCUGCGUGACUCCCCGAAGUUCAGAAGCCUUCUCGAGGAGGAAGAGGCGAGUAUCGACCAAUUGGAGCAAAAACUGGAGAAAAUCCUCAAAGUAUGUGGGACGAUGGUCGAUUCCGGCAAGACAUAUGUCGCCCAACAAAGUUUGUUUGCGAACAGUUUAUGGGAAUUGAGCGCGCACUUUCGUGAGGAUUCCGCUGUUUUAUCCUCGCUGAACAAGCUGAUUCAGAGCUUGCAGGAAAUGAACAAGUUCCACACCAUCCUCCUGGACCAAGCCUCAAGAACCAUACUCAAGAAUCUCACCUCAUUUAUCAAAAAUGACAUUAAAACCGUUCAUGAUUAUAAACAACACUUUGAGAAAAUCUCCUCAGAAUUUGACAAUGUUCUAGUGCGAAAUUCGCAAACUCCUAGGAGCAAACCCCAGGAAGUCGAGGAAAUGCAAAAUGUUUUAUUGGCAGUACGGUCCUGUUUCGGGCACCAGGCCCUCGAUUACGUCAACAGUAUCAGUUUGCUUCAGACAAAAAAACGACACGAGAUUUUGAGCACGUUGUUGUCGUAUAUGCACGCAUGUACGGCUUAUUACCACCAAGGGUCUGACCUGUGUGCCGACUUGGAACCGUUUUUCAAAGAAUUAGCCGAUGAGAUCGCCGAUAUGCGUGAGGAGACCACAACCGUUGAGAAAGAACUGGAAAACAGACACGCUUCUGUCAACAAUAUUGAAAUAAUAACCCCCAAAAUCGGGAAAAAUUUACCGAGAAUGGAAGGUUAUUUAUUUAAACGGACAUCAAACGCGUUCAAGACUUGGAACAGGCGUUGGUUUUAUCUCUAUGACAAUAAAUUAGUUUAUAGGAAACGAUCUGGGGAAGAGGUUGAGACUGUGAUGGAGGACGAUUUGCGUCUCUGUACCGUUAAACCGGUUUUAGAUGGGGAGAGGCGGUUUUGUUUUGAGGUUUUGUCACCUUCUAAGAGUCAUAUGCUUCAAGCCGACUCUAAAGAAAUGUAUGAAGCUUGGAUUGGGGCCCUCCAAAAAGGUAUAGGAGCGGCAUUCCAACGUAUACAUAGUAUUGAAUCUAGUAACAAUCAAUCGAAUCAUUUUAAUGACGAGCAAAGCGGAAGUGCCGUCGCGAAUUACAAUAACAAUAAAAUUAAGAAAAUAAGAAUGUGGGAGCAACUUUUGAAAAUUCCGGGUAACAACUAUUGUUGCGAUUGUGGUAGCGUUAACCCUCAUUGGGCGAGCAUUAACCUGGGUAUAACCCUUUGCAUAGAAUGUUCGGGGGUUCACCGGAGUCUUGGUGUUCACUAUAGCAAAGUCCGGUCUUUGACACUCGACGACUGGGAACCGGAAAUCAUUAAAGUGAUGGUCGAGUUGGGUAACACAAUCGUGAACCAAAUAUACGAAGCCCAAGUCCCGGAGGACGUCACUCGGGCGACUCCGGACUGUCCCGGAACGAUCCGGGAAUCGUGGAUCAAGGCGAAAUACGUCGAUAAGAAAUUCGUUAAGGAUUUGCCACAUUUUGAUUCGCAACAACGCACCUCAAGGGCGAGUCUAAUGGAAAUCCGGAAGUGGAGCGUCCGGAAGAUCCGGAGACGGCCCCGGAGUUGCGAUAAUACGAAAAAACGACUCAAGUGUCCUAAAUCUGAAACUAGUGAAAGUAGCGAAACGAGUCGAGUUUUAUUAUUCGGGGAUUUGGAUAAACAGCCGCUAGAUGGCACGAUUGAUUUGAGUAGUGAUCAGGAGUCUACUGCAGGGGAGGGGGAGGAUACAGUUGAGGAGGAAGAUAUAGAUAAGCUUCACCCGAAUUUAUUGCUAUAUAAAGCGGCCGCUGCGCAUAAUUUACCCGUCAUGUGCGAGGCUCUUGCUCUAGGGGCUGAUAAACAGUGGAUUAACCUCGACGAUAGGGGGCGCAGUCCCAUACAUCAAGCGAUUUUAAGUGGGUCGGUAAUGCCCUGCGCUUACUUGAUCCUCAACGGGGCUAAAAUCAACGCUCAGGACCAAAACGGUAAAACGCCGCUGCAUUUGGCAACACAGGAGGGGCACACGGCCCAGGUUUGUCUCUUGUUGAAGCAUAGGGCUGACCAGCAUUUGGAGGAUGACGAGGGGAAGGUCCCGUUGCAGAUGGCGGAGCAGAAGGAACAUGCCGAUAUUGUCACUCUGUUGAGGUUGGGGCGUCUCAACGACGAGAUGAAGGAGUCCGAGAAUGGGGUAACAGGUGAUAGUAUGUUCAAUGACGUUGUUAGGGAUUUUUCCCAACUUGCCUGCUCGCAUCCCGAGAGACUACAACGCCCGAAAACCGACAACGAAUAAAUUUUUAUGACAUUUUUACUCAUUCCAAUUUUUUGGGGGAAUUUUAUAAUUGCCUUAACAUGUGAUAGCAUUUUUUACUUCCGAAAUGCCAAAUUUUUAUAGCUCAAUGUGCUCAUGUUUUGACAGUUGUUUUAUAGUAACCUCAGUAGCUGAACUUAUACUCAAUAAAGCUGAACCAAAA